Prosopis cineraria is the source of this 1485-nucleotide messenger RNA. Its product is annotated as beta-ureidopropionase. NCBI's taxonomy places the organism in Eukaryota, Viridiplantae, Streptophyta, Magnoliopsida, Fabales, Fabaceae. Gene Ontology annotation, molecular function: beta-ureidopropionase activity. The record is from RefSeq and is a predicted model, not a curated record.
UUCACAAAAUAUUCUCCUUCCCUUGUAUCCAUUUUCGCAGGUUGAGGCGCUGAGCAUGGAGAAGGCCAGUGGGGAAGUCAAGGAAGAAUUCAAGGCCCCAAGCGAUGGUUCUAUUUGUGGAUUUGAUUCCCUCCAUCGUCUUCUUAGAGAAAAUCUCAAGCCCCAGCUGUUUCAGGAAGUUAGCCGCUUGCUUCUGGGGCUUAAUUGUGGAAGAGCACUUGCUUCCAUCACUCCUGAAUCUGCUGCAGCUCUCUCUCUGGAACAUGGAUUUGACCUCCAAGCUUUCUCAUUUCAUGCUGACAGAGAACUAUUGAGAGAACCUAGAAUCGUUAGGGUUGGUCUGAUUCAAAACUCUGUUGCCCUUCCAAAUGCUCCCUUUUUGGAUCAAAAGAGGGCUAUCUUUAAAAAGUUAAAGCCAAUAAUUGAUGCAGCUGGCGCUUCUGGAGUCAACGUAUUAUGCUUGCAAGAAGCAUGGAUGAUGCCUUUUGCAUUCUGUACACGAGAGAAGAGGUGGUGUGAAUUUGCUGAACCUGUUGAUGGAGAAUCCACGUUCCUUCAAAGUUUUGCGUUAAAAUAUAAUAUGGUCAUUAUAAGUCCGAUUCUUGAGAGGGAUAUUAAUCAUGGAGAGGUUAUCUGGAACACUGCUGUUGUUAUCGGAAAUCAUGGGAAUAUUAUUGGGAAACACCGUAAGAACCAUAUACCAAGAGUUGGGGACUUCAAUGAGAGCACAUAUUAGGAAGGAAGUACUGGCCACCCUGUAUUUGAAACAGCAUAUGGAAAGAUAGCUAUUAAUAUAUGUUAUGGUAGGCAUCAUCCUUUAAAUUGGUUAGCCUUCGGCUUGAAUGGUGCAGAAAUUGUUUUCAACCCGGCAACUGUUGGUGAACUCAGUGAGCCAAUGUGGCCAAUAGAGGCACGUAAUGCAGCAAUAGCAAAUAGCUAUUUUGUUGCUUCAAUUAACCGUGUUGGUACUGAGAUAUUCCCCAACCCUUUUACAUCCGGAGAUGGAAAGCCGGCGCAUGCCGAUUUCGGCCACUUUUACGGAUCCAGUCAUUUCUCAGCACCAGAUGCUUCAUGCACUCCAUCUUCUCGAAACAGGGACGGCUUGAUAAUUGCUGACAUGGAUCUCAACCUGUGUAGCAGUAUAGACAAGUGGGGUUUCAGAAUGACCGCUCGUUAUGUGUAUGCAGACACACUUGCUCGCUAUCUCAAAAAACCAGACUUUGAGCCUCAAGUCAUCAGUGACCCCUUCGUUGCAUAAGAAGUCAUUGUAACUUUCUGAGACUGUCUCUGUAUGAGUACGAAAAGAACAAGGAAAAUGGAGAAAGUGGAACGGUGAGAAAAGCAUUUGGGAUUUGGCAUGCCGCAAAAGGAAAAAGAAAGGUAGAAUAAAACUUUUAGUAAACAAAUUGUUUCUCUUUAUGUAUUGUAUUGCGACAUGUUUUUUUUCCAUAAAAUCUAAAAUGAUUUCACUUUUUGCAUGGCCAA